Molecule: messenger RNA, 204 nt
Organism: Pseudozyma hubeiensis SY62
Lineage: Eukaryota; Fungi; Basidiomycota; Ustilaginomycetes; Ustilaginales; Ustilaginaceae
Exons: 1
Coding region: 1-204 (67 amino acids)
Source: RefSeq, a predicted model, not a curated record
AUGAAGUCGAUGCGGGUCUAUUUGUCGCGUGCGCUGUCGAACGCCAAGAUCUGCUGGAGCAAUUGUUCCAAGUUACCAGCCGUCUGCAGUGAUCAGUGGUGCCGUUCAGAGGAAAGAGAGGCGAGGAUGCAACGGAAGGACGUGGAUGAAGAGGUGAAAGGGAAUGACAAGCGGUGCAGCGUCGAGGACCAACAACGGAGAUGA